Molecule: messenger RNA, 3704 nt
Organism: Grus americana (Whooping crane)
Lineage: Eukaryota; Metazoa; Chordata; Aves; Gruiformes; Gruidae
Gene: ANKEF1
Product: ankyrin repeat and EF-hand domain containing 1
Exons: 10
Coding region: 114-2492 (792 amino acids)
Molecular function (GO): protein binding
Source: RefSeq, a predicted model, not a curated record
CCCUCUGGGAACGGCUAUGAAGUUGGGUUAUACAUUGAUCUCCUUGUUCCACUUCUACGGCCGGCGAUUCCAUUAAAAUUUAGAGGUGAAACAACCACGAUGUACCACUUUCCAUGGGAGGAAAAGGAGCUUUGGCAAACAUUACUUCCUUGAAAGAAGCCCUUUUUCCCAGGAUGUUACCGGUAGAUAACAGACUUCAAAACUUACAGAUUUACAAACUUCUUCAGUGUGUUCACCAGAAAGACAAGAAGCAAAUAGAAAAGCUGGUCCAGAAUGGAUUCCCAAAUCUCAUUAAUUUCACAGAGCCAAUGGAAGGAUAUAGUGCCCUUCACUUGACCUGCAUUAAAAAUGAUGUCGACAUGUGCAGCUUCUUGCUGGAACAGGGAGCUUGUCCAGAUGUCCAGGACAAAAUGGGACGUACUCCAGCAAUGAAGGCAGCUGAGCUGGGCCAUGAGUUGGUUUUGGAGUUAUUAGCAAAAGCUAAAGCAGACAUGACUGCUGUGGAUAAUGAAGGGAAAGGUGUUUUGUUUUACUGCAUUUUACCUACAAGGCGGCACUACCACUGCAUGCAAAUUGCCUUGGAUUAUGGUGCAGAUGUUAACAACUGUACUACUGAUGGGAAGCCUGUAUUUCUACAAGCCUGUGAGCAAGCUCAUGAUAUUAAAGGAAUAUGUCUGAAUUUCUUGGAGAGAGGAGCAAAUCCCAAUGCAAGAAACCCAGCUACGGGUCGCACAGCCUUAAUGGAAGCUGCAAGCGAAGGUGUUCUCGAGUUGGUGCGUGGUCUGCUUGAGAGGGGAGUCGAUGUUAACCUGUUUGACCUUGAAAGACACAGUGCUGCACAUUUCGCAGCCAAAGGAGGCUUUUUUGAGAUUUUGAGGAUUAUUUCAGCUUAUAAUGGAGACUUGGGCCUGAUUGCUAUGAACGGUAACACGCCACUUCAUUAUGCUGCAGAGGGAGGAUUUGCAAAUUGCUGCAAGUUUAUAGGGCAGAGAGGCUGUGAUCCUACGUGGACAAACUUGUUGACAAAGACCCCAAGAGCCGUGGCCAAGGAAGGCGGUUUUAAAGCAGCAGCAGCAGAAUUGCGUAGAAUUGAAGAUACCUUUAUAAAACAGUCCAAGCCUGGGGCUAAGGAGGACAACCCUCGCUGGGCGCUGAGGCUAUACGACUGGUCCUUAGAGCACCAGGCUGCCCUCCGCAAGGCGUUUGAGGCCAUCGACCAAGGAGAUGGGACGGUAGCUAAAGACGAUUUCAUAUCAGUUAUUCAGAAGCAGUGUGCCUUUGUGGAUGUUGAACAAAUACAAACUAUUGCUGAAAUGCAUGAAGGAUCUGACCACGAGGGAAUCAACAUAGCAGAAUUUUUUAAAGGCUCUAAAUACUUGCAGAAAAACUGUCUUAUAACAUCCUUUGGACCCAAAGGAAAAAAGGGGAAGAAAAGGAAGAAACGAAGAGGCAAAAAAGGCAUCGCCAUCCCCGUGCCCAUUUGUGUUAUUCCGAAGAGUGCAUGUCCGCGUAGGGAAGAUGGCUUCCCCGUGUACAUGAUUGAAGCUAUUCAGAGCAUUGCUGAUAGCUACCAUUUUAACCGAGACCACCCAUCCGCCCAUCCCGUGCAUGACGACCGUGCCUGGUAUAUAGAUGAGCCAAGGAAAAUGUACAUGAAUAUUAACUACCUUGUCAGAGCGGGAGACGUUCUAUCUCUACAGAAAGCAUUUGAGGAGGGUGUGCCAGUAGACAUUAAAGAUAAAUAUUACAAAACACCUUUGAUGGUUGCAUGUGCAAGUGGGAACACAGAUGUUGUGCAGUAUCUUCUGGAAAAGGGAGCUGAUGUAAACGCAACAGACAAUUUCAUGUGGACUCCCCUCCAUCACGCCUGCUAUAACGGACACCUCGACCUUGCUGAACUGAUAGUGAAGGCUGGAGCAGCAGUGGAUGCACCUGCAAUAGGCAACGCAACCCCGCUCAUGAGAGCCAUUGAGAUCUGCAGAUUGGAUAUAGUCUAUUUCUUAAUCGAUGCGGGUGCUGACAUCCAAAUGACAAACAGCAAUGGAAAGAAUGCUCUUGAUAUUGCUAAAGUAUUUGCAGAUUCUAGAAUAAUUGAUCUGCUCCAAAAUAAACUGGAAAAUUUGCCAGAAGUAACAGAAAAAAAAGCAGAGAAAGAAAAACUUGUGAAGCCAAAGUCACCUUCUACACCAAUGCCUGCAGAGGUACAGGCUGUGAAAAGAGAGCCUUCACAGGUAUCUCUGCCAGUUGUAGAAAAAGCCAUUCUUGAAAAGACGGCGCAUUCCCUUGAGGACAGCGUUAUUUAUCUGAACUCUUUGAUAACCAGCGGUGCUACCAGAAAAGAUGACAUUGCAUUCAAACCCAGAAAAAUUUGGGCCCCUGAAGCUGCAACAGAGGAGCUAGUAAGAAAGCAAGAAUUGCUCCGUGAACGCCUUGCUCUUGAUGGCCACUCAGAAAGCUUCACAAACCCCUUUAAUAGAAAAGUUAUGGAAUAAGCACACUGGCUGGAAGAAGCUACUUCAGCACAUAUUUUGAGGCAACAAAAAUCUGAAAAGCUACUCUUCUGUAUGUAAGGAAUCAUGCAGUGCUCAGUAAAUGUAUCUCAGAUACAAUAAAAAAAGAAAUGUAGCAAGUUUUUUCCUCUGUAGAUUAUGUUGCUUACACACAAUCUUUUAUUGAGGGCUUAGUCUGGAGAAAGGUUUAUCUUCAUGCGAUUCUAAGUCUUGGAGCAGGUUCAGCGUAGUUCAUGGAACGGCCACUGCUGUGACACACACAUCCUUUUUCUUUGUAAAGGUAUGGCUUUAUGAGGCUAUUUUUCACCCCAACAAAAGACUUCUUUCUGGAAAAGAUAAGCAUUACCCUUUCUACUGAAAGGCUAUUAAAUAUAAAGAUAUGAAGACAGCAUUCAGAAAUUAUUUAAGACACCACUGUUCUUGGCUGUCUGAAGGGGCAACAGAAAGUACAGGAUUUACAACCAAGACUACUACUGUCUAGCUUACUGCUUUCAUGUUCUCUCUCCUACACCUGCACAAGUGCACAAGCUUUUCUCCUAACUCACUGAGGAUGUAUUUCCCCAACUGCAGUGUGGUAAAGCUGUUACCAAGACCUUUAGAUAUUUUUUGGCAAACUUGAAAAACAUUCAGAGAUUUUUGUGAAUGCAGAUUCUUGUAUUAAGAGCUACAUCCACAGCUAAUCCAAAUAGUGCUUGCCCCUACAACAGUAAAGUCAAUGGAUAUUGUCCCUGCCAUUAAAAUACGUUCUUUGGGUGGGAAGGAACUGGUGUCUUCAAAGUGACCUGACCAGGCUGUGGUAAUUUAGUAUGAAGAAAAGGUACUGAAAGUUCAUUAUAGGAAGUGUAUAAUGUCAUGAUUUCUGUGAUACAACCAGGCCAAACCAACCUGAGUUCUGCUGAAGACUCGGCACCUCUUGGGUUCUGUUCAUUAUCUCUGCAAAAUCGUUGGCAGCAGAGGAGUGAGCCCAAUUUAGAGCUUCAAAAAGGCAGUAACUGGUGAUAAGUUUUGGGUAAGCAGAGGCUGGAAAUACUGGGAAUGUUUAGCUUAGAGAGGAAAGAAGUGGGAGGGAAUGCCAUAAAAUAAAAGCAGCAAGAAGUGUGGAGAAGUGAACUGAAACCUCCUAUCUAUUCUUUCACGGGAUACAAGAACAUUCAGACUGCAGAAAAAUUAAAUCGUCUAUGCAAAUAGCCUGCA